Lolium rigidum is the source of this 711-nucleotide messenger RNA. RefSeq lists its product as uncharacterized. The transcript has a single exon. The record is from RefSeq and is a predicted model, not a curated record. NCBI's taxonomy places the organism in Eukaryota, Viridiplantae, Streptophyta, Magnoliopsida, Poales, Poaceae. Bases 1 to 711 code for a protein of 236 amino acids.
AUGGACGACUACCGCCCGCGCCGGUCGCCGGCGACCGAGCGCUUCGUCGGGCUCUUCUCCUCGCCCUCCUCCUCCCCCACGGAGCCGUCCUUCAUCGCGGGGGACGAGUUCCACGAGGACGACUUCAUGUUCUCCUCCUCCGACGCCGCCGCCGCCCCGCCCGACGACAGCCCCGCCGCCCGGGUGCCGCACGCCCACCUCGGCCUCCUCGCCGCGCUGCACGACGGGGACAGGCGCCUCCUGGUCCGCCGCGGCGCCGCCGCGUCCGACGCCAUCCCGGCCGCGCUGCUCCGCCGCAAGGCCACCAUCGCCGCCGCCGCCGCCUCGGCAUCAUCCGGCGGCGGCUCGCUCUCGCCCACCCAGCCCCCGCCCUCCGCCGCCUGGGCCAUCCCGGCGAACCCGCGGCCCAGGAGCCGCACCGCGCCGGCGCCGCAGUACCACCAGUCGGCCCCGGUCAAGGUGCCCGUCCGCCCGCCCCGGAAGCCGGCCAUGGACAGGUGGGACGAGGCCGCCGCCGACGACGACGACGAGCUCCGGCGCGGGGACGCCGCCAUGCUGCCCCCGCACGAGAUGGUCGCGCGCGCGUCCGCCGGCGGCGCCGGCCCGGUCGCCCCGUUCUCCAUGCUCGAGGGCGCCGGACGCACGCUCAAGGGCCGCGACCUCCGGCGGGUGCGCGACGCCGUGCUCCGGCAGACCGGCUGGCUCGACUGA